AUGCCGUCUGGCGGUCUCGACGGGAACGGGCGACGCCGGUCGAGCACGUCGAGCUCUCGCCUCGGCGAGGGAACCGACUCGUCCUUCGCCUCUCCCAUCUCUCGCCUCCCAUUCGAGCUCGUCCAUGCCAUCGUCCGACUCGCCUCGACGCCCGACACGAAGCCCCAGCACGGCGGAACCGUCCGGUCGUGGCACUCAUACGAAGCCGCAGCUCCCUUCGCCCUCGUCUGCAAGAGCUGGCGACAACCGGCGCAAGCCGUCUUGUACUCGUCCGUUGCGCUCGUAGGCGCUCGACGAGCUCGAAGGUUCGCCGACGCACUCGCUUCGAGCGAGACGGCCGCCCAACUCGCCCGCACGACGACCGCCUACCUCGUCCUAGGACUGGAUCGGGACGUUGAGCAUUCGCACGAUGCGUCUCGCGGACAACUCGAGAUAUCCGAGCUCCUGACGGAGGCGGUGCAAGCGUGUCCCGCCGCCGUGCACCUACACAUCCGACCUCUCCACCAAGACGUCCGAGCGCGUCUCUUACCUGCCGUCGUCGACCCAAAACGCGCGCUCGUCACAUGUAUCCUCAGUCCACGGAUCAUGGCGGCUGUACACUGGUCGGGCGAGUUGUGGCGGCUGGAGGACGCGGCUCGACUCGCGCCGACGUUGCAGAACCUCGAACAGACGGCUCUCAUGGCGCCGCUCACUCCGCCCGACGAAGGCAACAUCAGUCCGCCUCCGCCGACGUUUGGCGCGCUGUCGCUCCGGCGGGUGAAGGUGCACUACGGCUAUCCGGCAACGGUCCUCGUCGCAGCCUUCUCGCAAAGUCCGGACAUCGAGCUCCUCGACCUCUACUUCGAGUCUGCCAAGCCGGUCGACAAGAUGCGCGAGGCGUUCGCAGCGUCGGCAAAGUCGUUGCGGCACGUGCGAUACAUCUGCAACCCCGCCUCGCCUGAUUCUGACAACGACACCGACUCGAUCAACUCGGCCUCGGAAGACGGCGAACGCGCUCCGCUCUUCGACCUCGUCCUCCCCUCCCUCACGCGCCUCGAAACCCUCCGAGUCUCAGCAACCGAGAUCUCUCACGCCGCGCUGCUCCACCUCCCGCUUACCUUGCGUCGACUCACGAUAAAGUCCUACAACGUCGGCUCGCGCUUCACUCGGCCUGGACUUGUCGAGUUCCUCCAGCGAGACGACCUCGCCUUUCCAGACUCGUUCACCGACCUCGUCGUAGUCGACACGCCAGAGCAGUGGCACUCAGCUGCGGUAGCCGAGAUCAUGGACGAAUGCGCGAAGCGAGGCGUGCGAUUCGUCUUUCGCAACGAUUUCGAGCAAGAGGGCGAGGAUGAGAGCGGGACUGAGUUCUCGAGUCGCAAGUCGUUCGAGGAGGGCGGCAUGGCGAUGCCGGCGUCGUCGCAGUCGGUAUGA
Rhodotorula toruloides NP11 is the source of this 1413-nucleotide messenger RNA. RefSeq lists its product as uncharacterized. The transcript is spliced from 2 exons. NCBI's taxonomy places the organism in Eukaryota, Fungi, Basidiomycota, Microbotryomycetes, Sporidiobolales, Sporidiobolaceae. The coding region runs from base 1 to 1413 and encodes 470 amino acids. The record is from RefSeq and is a predicted model, not a curated record.